Gossypium arboreum is the source of this 3575-nucleotide messenger RNA. RefSeq names its product ubiquitin carboxyl-terminal hydrolase 2. The transcript has 3 exons. The coding region runs from base 220 to 3237 and encodes 1005 amino acids. Lineage: Eukaryota; Viridiplantae; Streptophyta; Magnoliopsida; Malvales; Malvaceae. Gene Ontology annotation, molecular function: zinc ion binding; cysteine-type deubiquitinase activity; cysteine-type endopeptidase activity. The record is from RefSeq and is a predicted model, not a curated record. Gene Ontology annotation, biological process: protein deubiquitination. Gene Ontology annotation, cellular component: cytosol; nucleus.
UGUCUCUUACUCUAAUCUUAUGAUUUGAGAUAAAAGAGAAACUAGAAAAAAGAGUAAACUUGGAGCCGAAGCUGUGCCACCAAAACCCUCACUUGUUCUUUCGUUGCUUUAGAUCCUAAAUCUCCAAAGAAAACCCUAAUCCUUUUCCAUGUAAUCAAACCCCUGCUUUCCUGAUUUCUCUAAAGCGGUCCUCUUCCACCGGAUUUCAAGGAACUAAUAAUGGGGAAAAGAGUUAAAAAGAAUCGUCGAGUACCUCCGAAGGACAAAAAGGUUGUGGCAGCUCAAUCUCCAAAAGCUAUACCUCAGGAGAAACCUGCCAGUAUUGAUGAUGUUGACGAUGAAAUUAAAGCCGUAAAAGAGAGGAAAAAGUGCCUGCAUUUUGAUAAAGGCAUCAACAUAGAUAAGUUGUUGACUAAACUUAGGUCAUCAGAUCCCAUAAGGUGUGAAGAUUGUAGGGAAGGCAGAAAUGAUAGGAGAGGAGGUAAGGGAAAGAGUAAACAUGGGAAGAAGAAGGGAAGUGCUUCGGUUGAGUCGAAACGUGAAUCGAAAGCCAUUUGGGUUUGUUUGGAGUGUGGACAUUAUGUAUGCGCUGGAGUUGGUUUGCCAACAGCUUCUACCUCACAUGCUGUUCGACAUCUUAGACAAACCCGUCACCACUUGGUGGUUCAAUGGGAUAAUCCUCAAUUGAGGUGGUGCUUCUCUUGCAGCAUAUUCAUUCCAGUUGAGAAAAUGGAAGAGAACAGUGAAAGCAAAGAUGUUUUAUAUGAGGUUGUAAAAUUGAUUAAGGAACGAUCAUCUGAAUCAUCCACAAAUGCUGUUGAGGAUGUUUUGUCAGGAAGCGGCAGUGUUGCUUGUGAUAUCAAAUCAGAAGGAACUAUAUCGAAUUCUUUGGAUGGAAAAAAUGGUUAUGUGGUUCGAGGUUUGGUUAAUCUCGGUAAUACGUGCUUCUUUAAUUCAGUAAUGCAGAAUCUUCUGGCUCUGAAUAGGCUAAGGGACUACUUCUCGAAUCUGGAUGUGUCCAUGGGGCAGUUAACAAUUUCUAUGAAAAAGCUUUUUGCUGAAAUAAGACCUGAGAUGGGCUUGAGAAAUGCUAUCAAUCCAAAGCCAUUUUUUGCAUCCCUUUGUUCUAAGGCUCCCCAGUUUAGAGGCUAUCAGCAACAUGACAGUCAUGAAUUGCUUCGUUGCUUACUUGAUGGGCUUUAUACAGAGGAGUUGGCUCUAAAAAAACACAUUAAUGCUUCUAAAAGUGAUGCAGUUACUGCAAGUCAGGAUCUUACUUUUGUGGAUGCUGUAUUUGGGGGUCAAAUUUCGAGUACUCUCUGUUGUGAGGAGUGUGGGCACUCGUCAACAGUGUAUGAACCAUUUCUAGAUCUCUCACUUUCAGUGCCAACUAAGAAAACCCCUUCUAAAAAGGCUCAACCAGUCUCUCGAGCAAGGAAAACAAAGCUGCCAAUGAAAAAAGUUGGCAGGAAUAGAGGAAAAGUUAACAAAGAUGUAGAUCAGGUGCCAGCUCAAGUUGUUACGGCUCCUGUACCUAACAGUGAAUCUUCAGGCCCAAGCCAUAUAGCUGUGCCCCAAACGGAACCCAAGGUGGCAUCAUCUGGUGAUUCUUCACUCUCACAUGCUGCUGGCCCAAGCACCAAGGCAGAUGAAAGCAGUUCUGCUUCAAGGAAUCUCUUUGAUGUUGUGGAGUCUCAGAAAGAACAAGUUGUGGAGAGUACAGUGAAGGAAAAUUCAGCUGGGACAGAUGAUUUUGCUUGGUUGGAUUACCUCACAACAGAGAAUACACUCCCGGAAAAUGACGCUGGUGCAGAUGAUUUUUCUUGGAUGGAUUAUCUGCAACAGGAAAUAGUAGCUGAUGAGAGUGACUUGAUUUCUCAAAAUAACAAUACUUCCCUUCAAGAUUCGGAGGAAAAGGAACUAGUUCCAAAUGCAGCUUUAGCAGAAAGUUGUGAGGUUUCUGUACUUGAGGGGGAAACCAAUAAAAAAACAGAAGAUUCUUCUGGGAACCUUCAAGAGGAGCUUCCAUUGCUGGUUCAAGAUUCUGUGGUUCUUUUGCUUCCAUAUAAAGAGGAUAUUCCAGGUACUGAGAGUGUGAGAGAAAAUGAGGCCUCUUCAUCAAAUGCGGGUCUUGGACAAGAGGAAGUGGAGUUUGAUGGCUUUGGUGACAUGUUUAAUGAGCCUGAAAUUGCUGAAGGGCCCAUCAUUGGACCAUCUUUGGCAAAUGAAGUUGCUGAAACUGGUUUUAUGGCUGGGAGUAUUAGUGAUUCUGAUCCUGAUGAGGUUGAUGACAGUAAUUCUCCAGUAUCCGUGGAAAGUUGUUUGUCUCACUUCAUAAAGCCGGAGCUUCUUUCGGAUGAUAAUGCUUGGAAUUGUGAGAAUUGUGCGAAAAUUUUGCGACAUCAGAAGUUGAAAGCAAAGAAGAAGCAGACUAAAAUGGGAAAGGAUUUACUCAAUGGAAGUGAGACCCGAAGUUUAGAUAUGGAACACCAAUGCCCUAAUGGAGUUAGAACCAUUAGUAAUGGCGAUAUCAGUAGUUCCGGUGAUAGCUCGGUUUUUCAUAACAAGAAUCAAAAUGGUGUAAAAGUUGAAAAUGGUCAAACAAGCGAGCUAGAUUCUGUUGAAUUAGAAGAUGCAAGUCCGUUGAAAUUAAAUUCUUCAGUUUCCUCUAAAUGUUAUGCUCAAGAAAAAUGUGGGGGUACCCUAACUAUUGAUUCUUGCAAUGUUGAAAAUCAUAGUGGUAAUGAUACCUUUCAUCAGAGUAAUUCACAUAUGACUGAAAACUGUCAAUCGGGCUUAAGUGAUGAUGAAGAGUUAGACUCCGAACAUGUGAAGGUUAAGAGAAAUGCUACAAAGAGGGUCCUCAUAAACAAGGCACCGCCUGUUCUGACUAUUCAUUUGAAGAGGUUUUGUCAAGAUGCCCGUGGUCGUUUGAGUAAAUUGAAUGGUCAUGUCAAUUUCAGAGAGACAAUUGAUCUUAGACCAUAUCUGGAUCCCAGGGGUGAAGAUGCAGAUAAUUGCAAUUACAGUCUGGUGGGGGUUGUGGAGCAUUCGGGAACAAUGAGAGGUGGUCACUACAUUGCGUAUGUGAGAGGAGGUGAGAAAAGGAAAGGGACGAUCGAUAUCGACCAUGUUGGAUCUCAAUGGUAUUAUGUGAGUGAUCAACAUGUUCGCCAAGCAUCAAUCGAAGAAGUUCUUCGCUGCGAGGCAUACAUUUUAUUCUACGAAAAAGUUUGAGCGAUGGAUUUCGUUCUGAUACAUGUUCUGAUUCUUAGUGACACCUGGGGGGGGGGGUGGGUGAGUUAAAGUCCGCACGGCACCCUGGUGAAUGGAGACAGAAAAUACAUUAAAGAAAGAGGUGAGUGUAAAACAACAAUUUACCAUAUAUUGAUAUCCAUUUUUGACAUGUAACGAGUUCUAUGAUGUAUACCAUGAAAUUAUAUUUUGAGAAAAUAUUCAGUAUUCUUUUUCUUAAUUGAUUGUUCUUAUUGGCUGGAAAACUUCGUUUCUGGACGAUUGAGGUGACCUUUUAAGGAUUUUACAUGUCAAAGUUAUUAUAUUGAUUGUUUUCCUCA